AUGUUUGUUCCAGACAACAUGGACGCCUUCCUCCAGGCGACGGCGGCCUCGCUGCCACUGACCACUCCAACCUCGGUGGCGCCCAUCCCCACCGUCAUCCCCAAUGUCCCCAUCUAUCAGCAUCACCAUGAGACGGGGAAGCGGACGCUGUGGGUGGUGGCUGUCUUGAUGGGUAUUUCUUCCUUGGUCUUCUUCACUUUGGCCGCCCGGGCUCCUCUGGCUAAGCGUGUCUUCCACACCACCGCUUCCCUCGUCACCACUCUCUCCUUCAUCACCUAUCUCGCUCUCGCCUUUGGCCAAGGUAUCGUCUACAAACAUGCCACUGUGGUCCACCACCACAAACAUGUUCCCAACACCUCCGAGGAUCUUUACCGCCAAGUCCUCUGGCUGCGAUACCUGAACUGGGCCAUCUCCACCCCGCUCAUCUUGAUCAACCUGGCCCUCGUCUCCGGUUUGCCCGGCGCCAACCUGAUCCCCGCCAUCGUGGCCAACUUUGCCAUGCUGGGCUCCGGUCUCUUGGGUACCUUUGCCGGUAACACCCCGCAACGCUGGGUCUGGUUGACUGUCAGCUGUCUGAGCUACUUGACCAUGCUGCACCACGGCGCCUUUUAUGCCCAGCGCGCCGCUGCCAACAAGGACGUCAAGGUCCGCCGAUUCUUUGGUGCUUUGUCGGGCACUGCGUUUGUUGCCCUAGCCUUGUUCCCUAUUGGCCUCGCAGCUGGCUCCCUGGCCACCAAGAUCAGCGUCGAUGCCGAGACCAUCAUCUACGCCGUCCAGGACAUCUUCUCCCAGGGUAUUUUGGGCUACUGGCUCGUUCUGGUGCAGGAUAGUGCCCAAACCAGCUCCCUUGCCGUCGAGGGCUUCUGGACCUCCGGCUUUGCCAGCGAGGGCUCCAUCCGCAUCACCGACGAGGACGGUGCGUAA
Penicillium diatomitis is the source of this 924-nucleotide messenger RNA. RefSeq names its product opsin family protein. NCBI's taxonomy places the organism in Eukaryota, Fungi, Ascomycota, Eurotiomycetes, Eurotiales, Aspergillaceae. The transcript has 5 exons. The record is from RefSeq and is a predicted model, not a curated record. Gene Ontology annotation, cellular component: plasma membrane; endoplasmic reticulum. Bases 1 to 924 code for a protein of 307 amino acids.